Molecule: messenger RNA, 1083 nt
Organism: Meyerozyma guilliermondii ATCC 6260
Lineage: Eukaryota; Fungi; Ascomycota; Pichiomycetes; Serinales; Debaryomycetaceae
Gene: SPP1
Product: Spp1p
Exons: 1
Coding region: 1-1083 (360 amino acids)
Biological process (GO): positive regulation of DNA-templated transcription
Cellular component (GO): Set1C/COMPASS complex
Source: RefSeq, a predicted model, not a curated record
AUGACUGAGGAGUCUAAGAAACCAGCCCCAAAACGAAAAGAGGAAGAUGACUCGGACGACAUAGCUAAACAGUAUAAAAGGUUCACGAGUGCCGCAAAAUUUAAUUUGAAUAGUGAGGAAGUCUACUGCAUUUGCCGACGACCAGAUCAUGGAGGUGAAUUGAUGAUUUCUUGCGAUGGAUGUGAAGAGUGGUUUCACUUUCGUUGCAUGAAGUUGGAUCCUGAGCUUUCCCGGCUUAUCGCCCGUUUUUUCUGCAAAUUCUGUGAGUGGAAAGGUGUUGGAGAAACAAGAUGGAAACGAAGAUGCCGAUUAAAGGGAUGUUUGGAGCCCGUCAGGCCAGAAAAGAACUCGAAAUAUUGCAGCGACGAACACGGUGUACAAUUCAUGAGACAGCUUUUGAUGAGUAGCUCCAAAUCUGCUACCCAAUCCGAUAUCAAAGCACUACUCGAUGCAGUGGAAAACGUCGACCAAUUUCAUACUUUGGGAACUCAAUUCCCAGAGCUUCCCGAAGUUAAAGUCUACCACGAGAGAGGUGACAACUUAUCACAGUUCCCAGAAAAUGUGCAAGACGAGUUGAAACAACUUCAAGGAAAACUUAAUAGGGUGACAGAGGGCAUAGAAAGCUGCAAUGUUAGAUUGGCUUUUUUGGCCAAGCUCAAAGAAAAGCACAAAAUUAUAAACUCGAAGGUUAUGGAAGCGAGCGGCAGCGGUGGAAAGCGCAAGAAGUACGAGUUAUGUCUUUUCGAUAAGAAUGUCAAGUCCGGCAUCGAGACUUCUGGAGAACAAAUUCACAAGUUGAUUGACUCGUCAGAUAUUUAUGCCGAUUUCGAAGAAGAAAUAGAUGCCAUUGUACAGAAGUACAAGCUGCGAGAGCAAGAUGAACUGGAGGAUGUUUGGUACAAUAAUCACUUGUGUGUUGAAGACAAAAGACGAUGUCCUCGCCACAACGGAUGGUUCAACUUGGUCCAGGAUGGAGUUUUGAGGGAGGCCGACAUGUUUGCGAUACAGAAAAGCAACUUGGAGAAUGAAGUUCUGACAGUGUUACGAAACUACAGCAUGACGAUAUACGAAGAUACAAAGUGA